Messenger RNA from Dentiscutata erythropus, 552 nucleotides. Lineage: Eukaryota; Fungi; Glomeromycota; Glomeromycetes; Diversisporales; Gigasporaceae. The record is from the annotation of a GenBank genome assembly.
AUGUGGACAACAGGAGAAGAAAUUUUUGUUGGUGAACAGGCUGGGCCUCCGACUAAACAUGAUUUAACAAAACUAGCCAAUGAUUCUUUUAAACUGUACAGAGAAAUGAGGGACUGUCUAAAUGUAAGAAUUUUAAAGGCCAUGGGCAAGGGUGAUUUAAGAUAUAAUGAUAGAGCUGUUUUUGGAAUAUUUGGCUACCUUUUUGAAAUUAAAAUGCUCAUAAUGUGGAAAGAUGGUGCAUAUAUAUAUGAAGAAUAUGGAUGUUUAAAUAUUGCAUCUAACCUGGAACAGAUUUCUAUGAUGAAAGAGGAUAUAUUAAGAUUACUGGAAUUUAUGAUGAUUAUUAAAAAUGAAGUAGAAAAUACCAUAACAGCAAAAUUUAAUAAUGAUACAGUACAAAUAUUAAAACGAAAAUUUAAUGAAAUUAUUCAAACGAAACCAUCACCAGAUAGUGCAGAAUAUGAUGAAGAGGAAGGAAAACUACCCAAAGAUGAAAAUAAAGUAGUUGUUGGAUAUGACGUUAAUACUUCGAGAUUGAGAAUGACGAAAUGA